This is a messenger RNA of Orbicella faveolata, 634 nucleotides long. RefSeq lists its product as uncharacterized. Gene Ontology annotation, molecular function: zinc ion binding. Lineage: Eukaryota; Metazoa; Cnidaria; Anthozoa; Scleractinia; Merulinidae. The record is from RefSeq and is a predicted model, not a curated record.
GCAGAAUCACCACCAACCUUGAGCAGGAAGUCAGAGAUUAUGUUUACACCUUCAUGUACCCUGAGGAGUACACCCUGAUGGAAAGCAUAGAGUUCUAAAGCGAUGACGUCAUGUUACUAUGGUGCCAAAAAACUCAGUUCUAAACAAAGGCCCAAAACGUGACCGACAGCAUACCAAAUGUCGGCCUUCUCGAUCGCGUUGUUCAUUUCUUCCUUCGGGGAAGAGCAGAAGUCAAUUAAGAAGGGUGAAAACCAUUACAAAUCAGGCCAUGUGGAGUCAUUUACUUAUAGUCAGUGUAUUUUACGAGGAGACGUGCACGCAAGCAUGCGAAACAAAGUCUACAAAGUCACAGUUUGCUUAGAUAAUGAGCAUGCCAUAAGAUCAAGUGAGUGUGAGUGUCCAAGGGGGAAGUUUAACGAGUGCAGCCACGCGGCUGCAUUUUUCAUUCACGGCAUCUACAACCUCAGCCGGACAGAUGUUGACUGCAACUGGAAGAAACGCAAAGCAAAUACACCACUCUCUUGGCAAGCCGUUGAAGAAAUGUUUCCUCCAACAAAACAGUAUUCCUGCUUAUCAAGAAACCCUACUCAAUCUGAUCGGUCUGCAAAAUAGUGGCACCCUGACUUUGUUUAUG